This is a messenger RNA of Cuculus canorus (common cuckoo), 1947 nucleotides long. It is a transcript of the gene SYT12, whose product is annotated as synaptotagmin 12. NCBI's taxonomy places the organism in Eukaryota, Metazoa, Chordata, Aves, Cuculiformes, Cuculidae. Gene Ontology annotation, biological process: regulation of dopamine secretion; cellular response to calcium ion; calcium-ion regulated exocytosis. Gene Ontology annotation, molecular function: clathrin binding; SNARE binding; calcium ion binding. The record is from RefSeq and is a predicted model, not a curated record. Bases 557 to 1588 code for a protein of 343 amino acids. The transcript is spliced from 7 exons.
CAUCCUCAGCCGGGGAUGCGGGGAUAAAUCACAGCCCCAAAGGGGUUUGGGUUGGGGUGGAGGAAGCAGGACUUGGCUCCUGCCCCGAGGCUUUAACCCACUGACCCUCUGGAGGGGUCACAGUUCGGUGUCCUGGGCACGAAUCGGUCCCUUCUCUCCCUCCCGGAGGUUUGGGGAGCAGAGGGCUGUCCCUCCGCUCGGAUGCCGUGUGGGAAGAAGCCUUCCUUGGGCUUCUUCUGCUCUGGAGCCGCUGCUGAAGGAGGGAGCGCCGAGUGUGACGCGGGAGGGCUCCCCAGCACCGCUCUGCAAUGAGAAAUCCUUGGUUUUCCCCUUUUUUCGGUGUCGGCUGAGCGCCCUCGCCACGAGCCCACCUCGCUGGGAGAUCGGCAUCUACGCCGCCGGUGCCCUGGCGCUGCUGGGGAUCGCGGCCGUCAACCUCUGGAAGCUCUGGCGCUCCGGCAGCUACCCGGCACCGUCCCCCUUCCCCAACUACGACUACCGGUACCUGGAGCAGAAGUACGGGGCGGCGUACGCGGACUCCAAACACAAGCGAGCGAUGGCCCCGGGCUCGCAGAGGCCGCUGGAUAGGAGCUGCCCCAGCCGCAAGGGCAGCCUGCGGGCGGACGACACCUUCGAGAGCAUCAACGAGCUGGGGAGCCUGGAGCUGAUGAGCAGAGACCUGGGCCUGGCCGCCUACGGCCCCUUGAAGAAAUCCAUCUCGGCCGACUCCCUCAGCUCCAUCUCCUCCAUCGGGAACAACUUUGGGCAGGACUUCACGGUGGGGCAGGUGGAGGUCUCCAUGGAGUAUGACGCGAAGGCGGCCACCUUGCACGUGACGCUGCUGCAGGGUAAGGACCUGCUGGAGAAGGAGGACGCCCGCUUCGAGUCCUGCUUCAUGCGCAUCAGCCUGCUCCCCGCCGAGCAGAUCGUCGGCAUCUCCCGGAUCCAGCGGAGCGCCUACGCUGUGGCCUUCGACGAGCGCUUCUCCAUCCCGCUGGACCCGGCAGCGCUGGACGAGAACAGCCUGCGCUUCUCCGUCUUCGGCAUCGAUGAGGACGAGAGGAACGUCAGCACCGGCGUGGCCGAGCUCAAGCUCUCCGACCUGGACCUGGCUGUGCGCCCCUUCAACGCUUGGCUCUACCUGCAGGACAUGAACAAGGCUGUGGACACGGUGGGUGAGAUCCUGCUCUCCCUGAGCUACCUGCCCACGGCCGAGCGCCUGACGGUGGUGGUGGUCAAAGCCAAGAACCUCGUGUGGACCAACGGCAAAGUGACCGCAGAUCCCUUCGUCAAGGUGUACCUGCUGCAGGACGGGAGGAAGAUCAGCAAGAAGAAGACAGCGGUGAAGAGGGAUGACACCAACCCCGUGUUCAACGAGGCCAUGAUUUUCUCGGUGCCGGCCAUCGUGCUCCAGGACCUGUCCCUACGGGUGACGGUGGCCGAGUGCGGCGAGGAUGGCCACGCCGACAACACGGGCCACGUCCUCAUCGGCCCAGCAGCCAGUGGCAUGGGCAUCACGCACUGGAACCAGAUGCUGGCCACGCUGAGGAAGCCCGUCUCCAUGUGGCACCCGCUCCGGAGAAACUAAGCUGCUGGCGGGGGCGUCCCCAGGGUCCCGCGCCCCGGCACAGGCAGAGAGGGGCUCGGCUGUGCGCUCGCCAAGCACCGUGACGGCAGCCGGGCAGGGGCCGAGCAAGACUUUGCCGCACUGAGAAGGCAGCGCUGCCGGCGUGGCCGGAGCUGCCAACACACUUGGAGGCUGGAGCGGAUCCUCGACUGCGUCUCUGCCCACCCGGGGGAACGGGCCUGCUGGGAAAGGAGCCCUCCCUUCCAAUGGACCCAAACUGCUGCCCGGCUGCCAGCCGGGCUCCUGAGCAUCCCGUGUGCUCCUUGGAGCACCUCGGAAUCCGUGGUGCCCCCAAACGAGGACCCAGGGCUCCAGGGAGA